GCCACGCCCACUGCCCCGCUCCUCCUCCGCGACAUGAAACUUUGGAAGUGUGACUUUCACAUGUUACUGUCAUUUACAGCUGCAUCCUCACUUACUUAGAUAUAUUUGAAACUGAACCGGCGUCCGUCUCAAUCUCAAGCCAAGGGUGAUGUCCGGAUACCAGGGCCUCCUCCCCCUGGCCCUGCUGGGUCUCUGGCUGUGUCACAUCUCCCUGGCCAAGAACGACGCCCCCUGCCAGCGCUCCAGGUGGAACAAUGCCUACGACACCUUCCUUCGCCGCCACGUCCCGUCGGGAACACCCAGCGGCAACGACCAGAACGCCUGGAAGGAGUACAUCUCCUCCAAGGGCUGCGACCGGCCAACCCAGUCCUUCCUGGACCCCGGGGACCUGGAGCGGGUGAAGGCAGUGUGCAGCGACCGGGGCGGCCAGCAGCUCAAAGAGAACCUGUGCAUCAGCCGCGAGCGCUUCUCCUUCGUCACUGUGCGCAGCGAGCCCAAAACCUGUGGGAUCCGCACCAUCAUGAGGGAGAGCAAGCACCUGAUCCUGGCCUGUGAGGCGCUGGAGAACCAUUGUCUGCCCGUCCACUUUGAGGGCAACUGGCAGGACCUGAAACCUGAUAACAACGCCAGGGGCUGCCAAGGGGGGAAAAAUGCUGCGGGUGCAGCAGCUGGCUCGAGAAUCAGCUGGCUCUGGUUGUUGAUGUCGUCUGGCCUUCUUCUGCUUACCUCCAGUCAGUAGUUCCCUUUGGACAGCAGGUGCUGACAUGAUUCAUGGUACUUUUGUUUUAUAUGUUUUGAAAGACAAAUAUUUUGGUAAAAUUUAGCGUUUACUUUUGUAUUUCUGAUGUGAGUGUGUGAAGGGUUCCGGUCUGUGUAUUUCACUCAGCAUUAUUGUUGCAUCCAAUAAUAUUUUCCCCAGCAUGGAAUGAGAUAGGAUUAUACUAUAAAACAUGUUUCAACUGCAUUCCUGUAAAAAACAGUUGGGGACAAUAACCCUUACUUGAUAUGGUGGUAUUUAAGUGACAGGUCUCUCUCCUUGGCACGGCUGCACAGCCAACCUGAAACAAGAGGCACCUUUUGAGCAGCUUUCUCCUCUGGGAUUUGGCUGAGCUGGAAAUGUCCAGUUUGGAAUGUUGUAGUUUCCUUUUUCUAGGCUUCAGGUUGAACUGAUUUGUCAAAUCUUCAAAUGUGGGAUUAAAUAGGCUAAAAUUGUUUAACCUCACAGAGCCCUUUCUUUAUUCAAUGUGUUAUAUUUUUUAUUAAAAAAAAUACAAACAUU
Molecule: messenger RNA, 1279 nt
Organism: Gadus chalcogrammus (walleye pollock)
Lineage: Eukaryota; Metazoa; Chordata; Actinopteri; Gadiformes; Gadidae
Exons: 2
Coding region: 149-739 (196 amino acids)
Source: RefSeq, a predicted model, not a curated record